UGACGUAUUUCCUGUAUUGUCUGCGACUGUCUGUCGCCGAACCCGCCCAAGUUCGAAAAAAAGAAACAUGUCGGGGAGAAGAGCACUUUGCAAAGAUUCAAACGUGACAUAUGAAGUCACCGUCAACGAUGGAGUUUAUGCUGACUCAACCAUCAUUAAGGACAACUCUAAACAAGGGAAGUUCGUAGAAGACGAUGAUAGCGACCCACCGGUCGUCUUUUUCUGCGGGAGUUGCAAGUUGCCUGUCGGUGACUCGCUGUCUUGGGCUGGGAGUGAGGACGAAAAAAAUCAAAUACUGCUGAAACGUGUCAGUGACAAUGUUUUGGUUGGCAAAGAAACUCACUUCUCCGGUACCUGUAAGAAGGAUCUAGGCUGCCUGAAAGUCCAUCUGACCUGUCGUGGCUGCAGCUCUCUGCUUGGCAUCGUCUACAUCUCUACACCCAGGAAACUGGACCACAUCAGGUCUCUGUUCUGCCUCAAUGUGUCUGCCAUAGAGAGCUAUGUCCUGGGGUCUUCCAGUCAGCAGGUGGCAGCAGUGAGCCCCAAGCAGCAGCCGGUCACUCUGGAGUACAGACAGGCUGUAGAGCGACAACUGGAUGAGAUUAAGGCGGUGACUCUGUCUAUGGGGCAGAGGUUGUUGGUGCUGGAGGGUGACCAGCAGAGUAAAAGUCAGAUGUGAUGAUGCAUCUUGACAGUGAUGGACCACACUACGUCAUGGGGGGGGGGGGGGCCCUGUGAGGUCUCACAUACACACACACACACACACACACAGUACUAAGUAACUCAACCCUCCCUCCCCAUUUCUACCUAAAUCCCACUUUGCCCCCCCCUUUGUUAGUUCUGAUGGGGAACAAACAGCCACAACCUGUUUGUUCCACAAGGUUUAAACACCUCUAGCACA
Molecule: messenger RNA, 901 nt
Organism: Oncorhynchus mykiss (rainbow trout)
Lineage: Eukaryota; Metazoa; Chordata; Actinopteri; Salmoniformes; Salmonidae
Gene: mis18a
Product: MIS18 kinetochore protein A
Biological process (GO): CENP-A containing chromatin assembly; chromosome segregation
Cellular component (GO): chromosome, centromeric region; nucleus; chromatin
Source: RefSeq, a predicted model, not a curated record